Messenger RNA from Misgurnus anguillicaudatus (oriental weatherfish), 9088 nucleotides. RefSeq names its product zinc finger protein 219 (gene znf219). Gene Ontology annotation, molecular function: RNA polymerase II cis-regulatory region sequence-specific DNA binding; DNA-binding transcription factor activity, RNA polymerase II-specific. Gene Ontology annotation, cellular component: nucleus. The record is from RefSeq and is a predicted model, not a curated record. Lineage: Eukaryota; Metazoa; Chordata; Actinopteri; Cypriniformes; Cobitidae. Gene Ontology annotation, biological process: regulation of DNA-templated transcription.
AUAGUAGGUGUUGAUGUACGUUGCUAACUCAGACUUAGUAUAAUCACAAUGUUAGUGUCAUUGUAGCGAAAUAACUAGCAGUUCGGUCAGGCUGCAAAAGACGUAACGUACGUCACACACUCCGUUGCUCUGAUUGGUCGUAGGUCUAUCCAAUUGAGUGCAGAGGCAUUUUUCGGUUGAGACACGCCUCAUAAUUAUAGCUCAAUGGAGCGGUAUCAGACUCAAAUUCUGACUAGAAUUGAGUAUGACAACGUCAGGCUAGGAAACGGGAGUACCCAGAGUAAACCCACACUGACACAGGGAGAACAUGCAAACUCCAGACAGAAAGGCCACCUGACCUAGCCGGGUCUCGAACCGAGAUCUUCUUGCUGUGAGGCAACAGUGCUACCCACUGUGCCACCCCCUAUGCCGUCCUAAACCAGGUUUAAUAUUUUCAUUUGCAUAUUUGCGGGGUCAACAUUCAUGAUUGGAUAAAAACUGAUGUCAAACUGACUGUAUUAAAAUAGCGCACUGCUGCUUUCAAUAAUCGCUUGUUCGCGCCUUCACAUCUGUGACAAAACAGGUCGUAAUGUAAAUCUUUCUUGGCUUUUUACUCCAAUUCGGGUGUUUUCAGUACACAGAGGGUGAUAUGAAGUGCGUGCCCUUCAGUUCUGAUUGGCUGCUAAGGAUCGAACAUUCUAACCCUGCUUCAUUUCACACUGCAUGCAUUUAGCACCAAAUUGCUUUGGAGCAGGGUUUUAUAACCUUAGGUUAAUUUCAGGGAUAUCCCAGCUUCUAAAUUACGAGUGUGAAACGCUGCUUAACCCAGGGUUAAACGCGAGGUUUAGAACGAAGGUUACCCAGGGUUAAGUGCAGGUGUGAAAAGCCUAUUUGUUACUGCUGAACUGAGUAGGCCCGUCCACAGAGAAAUCCCAUUGGUCUGAAAUCCUGCACCACUACAAUAAACAUCAAAUUUCUUUGUUUAUUAUUGUCAAUUUUGCAUCCGAAGCAGACAGACAAGUUGCUUGUCACUGAGACUGAUUGCAUCCCGCCAGGUUAGGACAGCGUGUAUGAUGUUUUUUAGCAUCUUUAAUCCAAACCUUCAAGCUCACAGUAUCUCAGAUUUGCUGGGAAGUAAACACAGUGGGAGAACAGGUACAUUUUUUUUAGGAGAUAAAGUGGACAUUUUGACAUUCAAGGAAAAGAGAUGCUCAUGCUGGAUGGUGGGUGUCAUGAGGGAUGAGGUUCAGGCCAAGGUUAGAACCAGGAAAUGAACUUUGUCUGUAGGGAUUUGUUGCACACACACACUGAACUAGUGCUUCUCUCGUUCAUCUCUAACAGGCUCAGUUGAAGCCAUUUGUGUUAUAUUUUCAAGGCCAUGUGUCCAAACUCUUUCAUUACGUAUCGAAGUCUUUAGAUACAUUUCACGGUUACACUGUCGGAGGCCCAGUGUGUCCUUAGACAAGAAGUUAUUUCAGGUGCUCAAGGCUACAGAAUAUGAUGUGCAGCGAGGGAAAUCCAGCUCAGUUUGGUUAAAGAUGCCUCAAGUGCUUCUUCAGUCAUAUAAAGGUUUUAUGAAAGGUUUCUCAGAGUGGGUUACAUUGCAUUUGUAAGGGUGUGUAGUGUAAACAGUGCUUUAAUUCUGGGAAAUGUGACCACAUUUGAAGUACUCGUGUAAAAUAUGUUCAGUAAAACAAAUCCGUGAUAUUUAGAUAAUGGAGGAAUCAUUCGAGCUCAUUCAAAAACAUUGUGAACAUUCUUCUGCCGUCUACAGAUAUAUUUUUUUUAUUUGUGUGUUAAUUUUUGACAUUUUGGCAAAAAUCUAACAUAAAUCAAAUGCAUCAAGUAAAUCACUCAUACAUACGGUUCUGAUUUCUCAUUCUUUUAUUUUUACCAGGUUAUAUAUUCGUUCCAUUACAUGCAAAGCAUGAAUUAGUUAUAUAUGUUUGAAGACAGAUGUCCUGUGAAGACACUAGAAGUGUGUAGGUGCGGGUAUUUGUGUGUGCUUGUACAGAGAGCGUAGCAUGUGACCAUUCAGACAAAGGUGUUUAGCAUGCAUGAAUCAUCCAGUGACUAGGUGCCAUAUUGAGUUUGUGUGUGUGUGUGUGUGUGUGUGUGUAUGCAUUAUUUGUGCAUGCUGCUUUAUCGCUCCCCUGCCUUCAUCUCUCCCUUCCCCCCUCCGUCUAGCACCUUAUCGCUCUCUCCAUCUAUCCAAAUUUGGAGAAGCUUUAUUGGCGUGACGGGGUUGGUCGGACAUGAACGUGUCUGUCAGGGCAGAACAGUGCAUUGCCAUGACGAUAUUCAUAUGAUAAUAAUGCCAGCAGACCAAACAGAUCGCCAGAUCCUCAGAGCAGAACGCCGUGUCCCUUUUCCUCCACAGAUUUACUCAUCAAAUAUGCUCCAUUCAGAGCGUAUUUGUGUUAUUCAUUUAUAAUUUCUCCCCCUCCCCUCAUUCUUCCUUUUCUCUCGCCUGUCUGUCUCUCUUCGCCAUGUUGGCAGGCCCCAAUCUACCAGCUGAUAUCAGCAUUCCUCGGCACUGUGCCAACUGGCAGCGAUGCAGAGAGACAGACAGAAAGAAAGAAAGAGAGACAGAAUGAAAGAAAACCAGUGAAGAACAGAGAAUGAAAGCAAUGAGGGAGAAAACAGAGAAAGAGUGGGGGUGCAUUAAAAAAGACAAAGUAAAAAUGGUGGGAGAAAGAAAGAGAAAAGAGGCAGUAUGACUAAUAUAAUGUGAUGUUCAAGGCUUUGCUGAUGUCAACUGGCUCUGUUUUUCACCAUAACGUCCAAGUCUUAUGUCACAGAUAUACACACAGUCACAAACACAUACAGUAAAAAGCAGCAUAAGCGUAGUGACACACAUCCACGCACGCAUACAACCUCGCAGAUGUUCAGCAGAUUGUCUUGCCAUAAUCAUCAAUGAAAUUCAUUUAUGAAAGAAGCAGGUGUGUAAGGAGACUGUUGGAGGUGAUCAGGCAGAUUGCCACCAUCAGAGUGCACCUCUCAGUCAAAAAAGUGAAGCAUGGCAUAGACACAUCACUGAAUAUGGAUUCUCCACCAGAGUGCAUGCUGGCUCUUUCCUGUGAACCCCCGCUGUCUCCUCCUUCCAUGCCCUCCUUGGAUCACAGUCCCCUAGGCCUACCCCAGAGUCCUCGGUCUAGCCCUCAUACUGAACUCUAUGGCCCUGUCUCACCCUGCCCCCUUCCUGGUGCCAGCCUCCGAGAUGAGGAGGAUGAGGAGUUGUCAGCACCUCCAUCACCCACCCCAGCAGUGGCGCUAUUUCCUGGUGAAAUGGAACUUGGCAGUCCCUCAUCAGAGAGCAGCCCUCCAGCCACACCAUCAGCAUCUUUCUCUGGCUUUGGAGCUCUGGAACAGGUCCUCUCCUCUGGGCAGAGUACCACCUGCAGUGAUGAAUUGGAUCUUCAACUUUUCAACAAUGAGGGGAUAGCUGUCCUAGGAGCGACAAACCCUGGGCCUGCCCUCAAGUUUCCAUGCCACGUGUGUGGAAAGAGGUUCCGCUUCCAGAGUAUUCUGUCUUUGCAUGCUCGAGCUCACAGUUUGGAUAAGGACCGCCGGGCUUCAGCAAUCUACCGAACUGCACCUGGCAAACUGCAGCCAAACCACGUGAGUGGCAGUGUAAUCCAGAAUCUCAACAACAGAGAGUUUGGCCUGAAACAGAGUCCUCUAACUGGCUCGUUACAGAAGAAUAUGGAUGAAGACAUGGUUCCAGAGGAACCGCUUCAUACUGCUAGCAGCCCUCAGUUCCUCUUUGAAGGAACUACAGCUCUUACUCCACCUCUAACAGAGGAAGCACCAAUCUCAACUUCCUUCUCUCCACUUGGCCAUGGACACUUGGAAGAAAGCACUCCCUCCACAGCUGCUCCCGCCUUCCGGUGCCACGCCUGUAAGGGUAAGUUCCGUACUGCUUCAGAGCUGGCACGACACGUGAGAAUCCUCCACAACCCCUACAAAUGUACAAUGUGUCCCUUCUCAGCUAGUCAGGAGGAAAGACUGGCUGCCCAUCUGCAGGAGAGUCACCCACCUGAAGAUCCUGUGGCUGUUUUCCCACCUCCUCGCCCUGUAACAGAAUCCCCGGAAACCUCUUCCCCACAAUUGCCAGUUGUCCCAGCUUUCCGCUGUGAGACAUGUGGCCAGCGUUUCACUCAGUCAUGGUUUCUCAAGGGACAUAUGCGUAAGCACAAGGACUCAUUGGACCACAAGUGCCAGGUGUGUGGUCGUGGAUUCAAGGAACCAUGGUUUCUUAAAAACCACAUGAAGGUGCAUCUGAAUAAGUUGGGCCUUAAAGCUGGACUGGGGAAUAUGGGACCCGGUGGAUCUGAGCAAGCCAAAGGUCCUGCUAGCACACAAGUGUUAGGCGCCCUGUAUUCCAACCUGCUUCUGGCUCGUAGUAUGGCAGGCGGUGGAGGGUCAGGAAGUCACACGGAGAGGUCAGACAGUGGUGCAGGCUCAAGUAAAUCCUCAGUGCUUGGCUAUCUGGGAUUAUCCAAAGACAACAGCAAUGGAAGUUGCAUGGAGCGCCUUCAAGCAGUGGCACAGGUUGCAGAAAUGGGUAACGGAGGAGGAAGGGGAGGCGAGGCAACAGACGGAGCAGACCAGGCAGCCAUGUGGCAGCUGGUUGCUCGAAGUCUGGCAGCAGCACAGAACAACCAACAACAGCAACGAUCCCAAUCACACCACCAGUUUUCUUCCUCACGAGGCACAGUUGCUGGGGAAGCCAAACAAAUGAGGUCCUACCUGGGUGGACUGAGUUCUAGAGAGGAACUGGAGGCCUCUGGUGCACCCUGGGAGUGUCCAGAUUGCGGCAAGCUGUUCCGGAGCCUUCAGCAGGUGGUUGCUCAUGCUCGUGUCCAUGUCCAGAAACCACAGAAAGGUCAAAGUGGCCGGGGAGGCACAUUAACAGAAGAGGAUAUUAUAAACAGAGUGAGUGGAGCUCCAGUACCAAGUGGAGCAGGAGGAGGGCAAAGAGUUAGCGACAGUGAAGGCAGAAGGGAGACAAAGCAUCUGCCAUCAGAGGUGGAGACAGCUGGGAGCUUCCAUUCUGUCAUGUCACAUCUCUCUGGUCAGAAUGGUUUGAGGGGAUCAUCCUCAAGCUCUUCAGCUUCAAGGGAACGUGUUCGGGGAACAGGGAUGAAGGAUUGUCCCUACUGUGGUAAAGCUUUCCGCUCUUCCCAUCACCUUAAAGUGCACCUUCGUGUACACACAGGGGAGAGACCAUACAAAUGUCCUCACUGUGACUAUGCUGGCACUCAGUCAGGCUCCCUCAAGUACCACCUACAGCGUCAUCAUCGCGAGCAAAGGAACGCAAUGGCAAAUUCACCAGACUCCCCUUUAUCUAACCUCCCAUCUUUGACCGGCUCUUCUUGUGAGGGGUUAAAAAAACAACGUCGGCACCCCUCCAUGUCCCAGUCUGCUUUUGGGAGGGUUUCUGGAGAACCUUCUUCCUCCAGGCACAGUCAGUCAUGGACUGUAGGCACUUCAAAGAAGGAUAGUUCCUCUGGGUCUGGACGUCAAAAAGAGGGAGACUUGGAGAGUCAGUAUCUGUCAGGGAUGAUGGGUGCACUGUUCCCCGGUGGUCUAGAAGCAAGUUGGACAGCAGAGGCAACGCCUCCCAAAAUGCCUAAAAUGUCCAGACGGAAGCCCCUUACCACAAGCCGCAUGGUGUCUGCGAAUGGGUUACAGGGUGGGAUUGUGUCCGGUGGUUCUCACGAAGGAGGUUUUGAACCGCUGGAUCUUUCUCGCCGCCCUCUACCAGAUGAUUGGUCAGUGAGUGCCUCUGGAGGUGGAAAGUCUGGUGCUUCUAAAGAAGGAAACAACAUCCUUAAUCAGUGUGUCUUCUGUCCUUUCCGAACCUCUUCUGCGGAGCUGAUGGCUAUGCAUCUUCAGGUUAAUCAUACCAGCAAGUCUCGGCGUAAGAGGGGCAACCCUGCAAACCGUUCUCCAAGACUAACACUGCCUGGGCCCGACCGUGACCCACUGACUCUGUGGAACUUCCUUAAUGCAGAGGAUGGGACAACGUCCCCUGAGGAUUUGCUUUUGUCGAAGGUAAACCACGAGAAUGGAGUCAGUCCAGAAAACAGGGAAACAGAGGAUAGUUUUGAUUCUACCCAUGAGCCUUUGGGAACCUUCGGUGCCACAGAACAGGAGAUUAAAAUUAGGCAGGACCUGGACGAGGAGGAUGAGGAAGAAGAUGAGGAGGAGAAUGACCUGGAAUCAAAUGGCAGCUUUGGAAAUUUACCCCAGUAUCAGGGUAGAAGGGCUCGAUCCGUUUCAUCAGACCUCACGGCUGAGGAUCUGCUCAAGGAGGACAAAUAACAGAUGAGUUUGAUGAAGAUGAAGGCAGGACUUGAGAAUAACUCAUAUCAUUUAGGCCAAGGGCAGACCAGUCGCUAUGCUAACAUACUGUGAAGUAUGUAAUCGUUUAACAAAACCUUCAAAAAUCAUAAAAAAGGCAUUACCCAUAACAGACACACCAGCCCCCUUUGUUUAGCGACCUCGACGUACACAAAGAAAUGUUAUCUCACAGAUAUCCAGUAUUGUAUUCCAGUCUCAGCCUGCCUGUCAAGGAGUCUCUGGGCCUUCUUGAUCACUGUCAAAUUCCUGUUCCUGUCUUGUCAUUGAACACAUUUGCCAAGUUCUAUUUCUAUUUAAACAUUUCUUGCUUUCGUGAAUCUCUCAGUCUCAUCUCAAAACGAACUUGGACCAUCGAGCAGGAGAGACACACUUCUUUAUUACGACAAUGUAUUCAAGCUGAGAGAAAAUCGCCCCAAUGCUCAAUGGAGAUAUAUUGGCAAGAAGGUUCUUGCUACUUUUAUGUAAACUUGAUGCAGCAGUUCGUCUUUAGUAAACCAAAGGAGUGACCACACUUCUUACCAUGCACUUGCUCGACUCUAAACAGAAUGCUGUGAUGAUCGAAUGGUACUUCUGAACCGUCUCUUACAAACUGGACAGAGUAACGUUAUUAUAUGACCAGAUAUCCACACUGCCUGUCUGCUCCAACGGGUCUUCAGAUGUUAUAUAAAACAGAGUUUCUGCCUCUUCUAUAUGCUAUUUCUCUCAGUGCCUGUUGAUGUAAAUGGUUUUUAGCAGAUUCAGAGAACACAGGAAUAUAGUUACAGUAAAUAUAUACAGUAUAUAUGCGUCGUUGUACUAGAGCGUAGAGUUCUGUAUCGAUAUGUUGACACUAGUAUGUGUGACUGUGUCUGCUGUGAAUGAAACAAUGAAAUGAACCCAGAGCACCACAUGUCGGCCAUUUAACAAAGGCCAUAUGUGUUUACAUUACACAUACCACCAGGAUUUUUGGACUGCCAUUACUAUGAAAAAUAAGACCAUGUGGGUCCGAUUUCAGGGUUUGAAACAAAGAAAUGGAGACUCGACAAUAUAACAUUCCUAUUCCUCCUAUAUCUCUCGAACAUCAUAGAGAGGGUGAAAAAACUAUACGGUAUGUCAUUUUUUUAGAUAGUAAAUAGAAAUUUUUCUUUAAAUAUUAAAAACGAUAAAAAAACACUAACAGAUUCAGACAUCCCAGUACAAAAUAUGUAGCUUUUGUAAAGAAAAGAGAUCAAAAGAGCGGAAAAAAUGUGUUGUUGUUUUUUUAAUGUUAAUGAAAAAAGGAUAUCGAAAAGAGUAUUAUAAUAAUUAUGAAAGAAGACAAGAAUGAGAAUGUCCUGAGAUCACUGUGCAAAGUUUACUUUCCCCAACUAGCUUUUGUUUUGCUAUUAAAUGUAGACCAAACUUUAGUUUUUCUUUCCAAAAACGUUUUGCUGCAGGUUCAAAUGGCAACCCCUUAAACAUUUUGUAUGUUUACCAAUCGACGAAUGAAUCAAUCAACAAAUCAAUCAUUUGGUUACACAAUCAAUGUUAAACCUCAUUGAGGAUCUUCAGUGAUAUAUUUAUAUGUUAAUGCUGGGAUCAUGUCCAAGACGUGUCCUGGUAUCAACAUAGUCAGUUAGACUGACCUGCUCGCCAAAUUUUAUUUAAUAUAAUUGUCGACUUGAUUUUAAUGUGAAAUUAGCACAUCGUACAAAGAACGAUCUCCAACUCUGUGAAGUCAUCGAGUCAUCUCAUUUUUAUCGGGUAGGCAGUAGUGCAGUGUUUUGUCUAGCCUUAAUUUGUGAAACGUGCAUUAUUGUGUUCUUGUUUUGUACGUAUGAUUUCGGUAGCCCCUGAUGUGGCGUUCCUUUAAGAUAACAGUCAAGCCACUGUGCCUUCUGUCCUGAGCACUUCCUCAAGUAUUUUGUAAGCUCACCAAAAGCACUUAGCCCCUACUGUAUCUCUUCGUAUGAUUUGGUGACCUUGUUUCUUCUCUGUAUCUGAUUCUCUGUUUUGUCGAGACGUCGGAUGCGGAGGUCGUUUUCAUUUCAUUAUAAUCCGUGUCAUUGCAUCAUUUAUGGUCGUGUGUGCGGUUUCCCCUCCCUUAGCAUGUGAAUCACUAAAAAGCUGACAUAGUAUUUAGCUCUGAGGCCUUUUUUAGAAGUUAUCUUAUUUUCUAUGUUACUUUAUUGCCGAUGAGAUAAAAUCAAGCUCUUCUGCUCACAAUUAUUAUUCGUAUUUGUUUUAUGAAAAAAAUCUUUAAGCAAACAAAAACGUGAACAAAAUGUGUCUCUUGAAUGUUGUACAGAUAGAAAUAGAGAUGUUGUGUUUUUAAUGAGAGAUCAAACCGACCCGCCUGCUCUCCAUCACUUCAUCCGCAUCAGUGUAGAUUUGACGUUUUUUUUUUAGGAUGGCCUAACUGUCUAGAAGUAUCAGGGCAAUAGUUUGUGUCUGUGUGUCUGUGCACAUUGAUGGUCUUAAAAAAGCAUAUUUUGUAGAAAUAUACUGACACUGUGAAACUAAGUACCACUUGCAUUAAAAGUAUUUCCAAACAGUGGCAUGCUGCUCAAAUCUUCACGUAUGACAUGCAUUGUUUUUUUUCCUCGAGUGCUAAGUGUUGUCCAGUGAAAGAGGAGAGAUGAAGAGAAGGUCGUGGUUUGAUCUUUUCAGUAGCUGACUGUUAUUGAUGUCAGGGGAAGAUAAUCUAACAUAGUAGUGACUAAUAUGAAAUUGUGGAUUGAGAAAAUUCAGUAGAGAAGAAUCAAUAAAAUACAAAAAACAA